Cimex lectularius (bed bug) is the source of this 1307-nucleotide messenger RNA. RefSeq lists its product as uncharacterized. The record is from RefSeq and is a predicted model, not a curated record. The transcript has 4 exons. NCBI's taxonomy places the organism in Eukaryota, Metazoa, Arthropoda, Insecta, Hemiptera, Cimicidae. Bases 257 to 1195 code for a protein of 312 amino acids.
UAGACCUGAUACGACAUAAACUUCGAAAUUCUCGUGUAAUGACUCUGACAUCCGGGAUUCGCCGAAUGCCGUGUUAAGGUUCGCCGAAUCCUGAGUAGUGGGGAUGGGUGUUCGGUUGCUCGCCGAGCAGCGAUAGUCAGUGCUCGAUCGUUCGUCUAGUUGUCGGUUUCCGUCUUCAUCAAAGUGCUCAAAUAUUCGUUAAGUAGGCGAACUCAACAUCCACACAUUCGCUGAGUCAACAAAACAUUCGUUAGGCAUGGAUUGGCCCAACGAAACAGUCUUGGACUUCCUCGAAAUGUACGAAGCUGAACCAAUAAUUUGGAACGCUUCGCUUCCGAAUCACAAAAAUCGCGACGAGGUUUUCGACGCGUGGAAACGGAUCGAGAGUAAGAUGGGGCAUCAGUUCUCAGUGACCGAUUUGAAAAAGAAGAAGGAUUCACUAAUGGCAUCCUUCAGAACCUGCCUAAAGAAAAUCAGGGAGAGCGUCAAAAGCGGGGCACGCGGCGACGACGUUUACAAACCCAACUGGUUUGCCUUUGCAAAAAUGGCCGGGUUCCUGAGGGAUAAAGACACGCCACGGGGAAUUCUCAAUUCAGAGGCCAUUCAGUAUGAAAAUGACGAACGGAAACCAGAUCUUCCUCAAAACAGCGACUUCCCGGAAAUUAGAGAAUUCACUAAUGCAAGUACACAAACUGACGCCAUCGCAAUGCCUUCAGGUCCUGAAGACUCUUUUAAAAAUCCGCCAACGAAAAAAAGAAAAUUCAGCGAAGAAACUGACCUAAGGAAAAAGACGGACAAUGGCGAUUCAACUUUGCAAUCUGCAUGUAACAAACCUGCUAUGGAAAGAAGUGUGUGCGACAUAUAUGGAGAAUUAGUAGCGGCAAAAUUGAAAGCUUUGGAUGAAAGUCGCAGGGAUAUAUGUAUGCAUCGGAUCGAUAACGUUAUGUUUGAAAUGAAAAUGAACACAAGCAAGGCAUCUGAUAACGAUUCCUAUAACACCAUAAAUCAAAUGCUUGUUCCUUCCCCGUCAACCACUCAUCAUUGUUUCCCUCCACAACAGGAAUCGUAUCAGCAAACUGCAAUGACGCAAAGUGCAAACCGGACUGCAGACAUUACUACUGCUGAUAAUAGUGAAGAUGUACAAAACCACGGCGUUGCACAAAUUUGCAAGAGAUGUAAUUUGAAUUUGAAAUGAUUUUCUUUUGUAUUUUGAUCGAACCUUUGUCUAUUGUAUUCCUUAAAGAAUAAAUUUACGCUUACCUUAAUACAGCCCUUUCGUGCUUGCAUACUUCUGGAAUUAUGUCAGA